Messenger RNA from Malurus melanocephalus (red-backed fairy wren), 4937 nucleotides. RefSeq names its product mitogen-activated protein kinase kinase kinase 7 (gene MAP3K7). Gene Ontology annotation, biological process: JNK cascade; protein phosphorylation; positive regulation of canonical NF-kappaB signal transduction. Gene Ontology annotation, molecular function: ATP binding; MAP kinase kinase kinase activity; magnesium ion binding. The transcript is spliced from 17 exons. Lineage: Eukaryota; Metazoa; Chordata; Aves; Passeriformes; Maluridae. The record is from RefSeq and is a predicted model, not a curated record. The coding region runs from base 215 to 2062 and encodes 615 amino acids.
GCGGGAUGCGCAGCGGCGGCGCCGGGGCCUGUGCCCGCCGCCAGUGAAGCCCGAGGCCGCCGCGGAUGCGGCCCCGGCGGCGCCUGGGCCAGGCCCGUCCCGACCUGCGCCAGGAACCGCCGCCGAGCCCCGCGUAGCCCCGGCCCUCGGCUGCCCAGUGCCGGACCCUCGCGUAGCCCCGGCCCCCUCUCCUCCCUGCCGUGAAAGAGGAGGCAUGUCCGCUGCCGCCUCCGCUGAAAUGAUUGAAACCCCCCCGGUCCUCAACUUCGAAGAAAUCGACUACAAAGAGAUCGAGGUGGAAGAGGUUGUUGGAAGAGGAGCCUUUGGUGUGGUCUGCAAAGCAAAAUGGCGAGCUAAAGAUGUAGCCAUUAAACAGAUAGAAAGUGAAUCUGAAAGAAAAGCCUUCAUUGUAGAGCUUCGACAAYUGUCACGAGUAAACCAUCCCAAUAUAGUCAAGUUAUAUGGAGCCUGUCUAAACCCGGUGUGUCUUGUUAUGGAGUAUGCUGAAGGAGGUUCCCUGUACAAUGUGCUGCAUGGUGCUGAACCUCUGCCUCAUUACACUGCUGCACAUGCCAUGAGUUGGUGUUUACAAUGUUCCCAAGGAGUGGCAUAUCUCCACAGUAUGAAACCAAAGGCUCUAAUUCACAGAGACCUGAAACCACCAAAUUUACUCUUGGUAGCUGGGGGGACAGUUCUAAAAAUCUGUGACUUUGGUACAGCCUGUGAUAUUCAAACACACAUGACCAACAACAAAGGAAGUGCUGCUUGGAUGGCACCUGAAGUUUUUGAAGGUAGCAAUUACAGUGAAAAAUGUGACGUUUUCAGUUGGGGUAUUAUUCUUUGGGAGGUAAUCACCCGUAGGAAACCUUUUGAUGAGAUUGGUGGUCCAGCUUUCCGAAUAAUGUGGGCAGUUCACAAUGGUACUCGGCCACCACUGAUCAAAAAUUUGCCUAAACCAAUUGAGAGUUUAAUGACCCGUUGUUGGUCCAAGGAUCCCUCACAACGGCCAUCCAUGGAGGAAAUUGUUAAAAUAAUGACACAUUUGAUGCGGUACUUUCCAGGAGCUGAUGAACCUCUGCAAUAUCCUUGCCAGUAUUCAGAUGAAGGCCAAAGCAACUCUGCCACUAGCACAGGUUCAUUCAUGGACAUCACUUCUACAAACACAAGCAACAAAAGUGAUGCUAACAUGGAACCAAGUGACUUCCAAGGGGCUUCUACCAAUGACACCAUUAAACGUUUAGAGUCAAAACUGGCACAGCAAAUCAAAAAUACAGCCAAGCAGCCGGGUGAUCCUGGCCGUUUGAGUUUGCCCCCAUCUCGUGGGAGCAGUGUUGAGAGCCUGUCAGAUGUUCGUGCACGUCCUACAUCAGCCCUUGUUUCUGGAGAAGCCAAAAGGAUGAGUGCUGACAUGUCUGAAAUAGAAGCAAGAAUAGCUUCCAUCACAGCCUAUUCCAAGCCUAAACGAGGCCAUCGUAAAACUGCUUCAUUUGGCAACAUUCUGGAUGUCCCUGAGAUCAUCAUACCAGCAGGAAACGGACAGCAGAGGCGCAGAUCCAUUCAAGAUCUUAGUGUUGCUGGAACAGAGUCCAGUCAGGAGAGUAGAAACAGCAGUAGAUCAUCCAGUCCUAGUGUGAGAAUGAUCACUACCUCGGGACCAACCUCUGAAAAGCCAACACGUAAUCCGUGGACACCUGAUGAUGCAGAGACCAAUGGGUCAGAUAACUCCAUCCCAAUGGCAUAUCUUACAUUGGAUCAUCAGUUACAGCCUCUAGCACCAUGCCCAAACUCCAAAGAAUCUAUGGCUGUGUUUGAACAGCACUGCAAAAUGGCACAAGAAUAUAUGAAAGUUCAGACAGAAAUCGCAUUGCUGUUACAGAGGAAACAGGAACUAAUAGCAGAACUGGACCAGGAUGAAAAAGACCAGCAAAACACAUCCCGUCUGGUACAGGAACAUAAAAAGCUGUUAGAUGAAAACAAAAGCCUCUCAACAUACUAUCAGCAAUGCAAAAAACAAUUAGAGGUCAUCAGAAAUCAGCAACAGAAACGGCCAGGCACAUCAUGAUUUCCUGGGACUUUUCAAAUGAAAAAUAUGCACAGAAAAGACUGAUUUUUUUUUUUAUUAUUAUCCCUUAUUAUGACAGCUCAUGAGUGUUAGCUUCUUGGUGUGAUCUGUACUUGUCUGCUACACUUAACAUCAUUUAAUUUUCUUCUUCCUAGGUGGACAUCCAAUUCAACAGGUUAAUUGAAUAGGGUGAAAAAACAGUGACUUGRAUAAACCAAUAGCCCUCAAUUUAAAGCAAGAAGAGUGGCUGUUUGCAUGCUCCUUGUGUGAAGGCUAGCCUAACAAGUGUUGAGGAGGCUGCUAAAUUGUGAGAUCUUAUUUUUAGUUUUUGGCGUUACCUCGGUAAGAGCAAAAAAACCAACUUUCCUGUUUAAAAAUGGUUUUGUUCCAGUGUCUCAUCUCAAACUAUUAUUAUGAUGAUUAUUUUCAUAAUAAACUGAAACAUGCACCAAGCUGCAGAGGUGGUGGUGGCUGACCAGAGUAAUUCAUGAUGCAUUAGUGAUGCCUUUUGCCUGUAGACAUAGUGUAUUUUUUCCACAUGCAAAAUGGUAGGCAAACUGAUGCCAGCAUUCUUGGUUCAGUGCUUGAUAGCCCUGCAUUUUGACUAAUAUAUUUCUUGUAAUCUUGCAUUCAUAAAAUAUUUGAAGUAAAAGGUUGUAUUUUCUUUACUUUCUUGGGGUGAAUGACAUGCAGUUUCAUUUGAAUAUUGGGCAAAUGUUAGGAAGGUGAUCACCGGACACAGUUGGUCCCUUGUAUAAAAGAGAAAUAAUCAAAAAUAUGUGAAAGUGUGUUUUAAACCUUUAAAACUUUUGUACCUGUAGUGUCUUUGGGAGAAAAUUCAGAAAAGAAAUUAAUACAGAACUUGAAAUACUUGCUCCCUUUAUGUUUUUGCUCCCUUAUUGGUUUUGUCUGAAAAGGUUUUUAUUUCUUGCAACUUACUUGGUGACAAACACUUACCAUAAAUGUAAAUAAGUCUGUUUUAGAUAGGGAGAGAAGAGUUUGAGGAAAUGAAUUUAUUUUAAAUAGCAGAUUUUAAAAUGGAGUUGAGUAUGCAAAUAGUCGAAACUGUUAAGAAAAUGAGGGAAAUGGCUUAGAUCUCCAUCAGGAAUCUCAGUUAUUCCACUCAUUUGAACACAGCUCAAAGGAAGUCCAUCACAGAAUGCCUGCUGCUUUGUGACUGAAGAAUUGCAUUUAAUGAACUCGAGUGGCACAUGUAGUGCUCAGUGUUGUUAUUUACCGUUAUUACAUAUGAGAAAAUAAUUACUUGAUUACAGUGCAGAUUGAUUAUUUGGAUUAUGAAUUAACUUUUAACUGGUACAAAAAGGAGGCACUUCUAAAUAUAAUGGUAAAUUCCUCCUUACAUACAUACCUAAGUUCUUGAUGUACUCAGUUACAGGCAGGGUUUUAAUAACAUAUGUUUGCAAAAGAAAAAUAGGAAAUUUAAGGGUUUUUUUUGCUUCUGAGCCCCAUAAAUAAAAUAGAAGUAAUCUGAAAUUUGAAAUAUGCCCAUUUCAAAUGAAUGGUUAUUCAUAAGAGUCCAUGAGCAGAACUUGGAAAAACCUUGAGGGGGGAAACUUUACAAUAUUUUCUCUUUCCUGCCUACUUAAUGAAAGCCAUUAACACUGUUGUGCUUAUCUGCGAACAGCAAAGAUGGCGAACAACUUACUGAAUGUCCUAUCUGGAAAAUAAAUCUAUUGUUGGCAAACCUUUGGGAGUUAGAAACCUUUCCCUCAUCUUAUUUAAAUAAAGGAAGGGUUCUCAUUCCCAAAACCUGAACAGAUAAUUUGAUUAGUUAGCUGAAACUGAUAUUGGGAUCAACUUAAGGCCACACGUAUUUAUAGCAAAAUGUAAUUGGGGGAGAAAAUAACUCUAGUAUUAGGAAUAGCACAAGUUAUCCGAAGCAUUGCUGUUCACAUACAUCUGUCUGUCUACCAAAAUGGAGACACUCCGUGAUCAGCAGCUUACUGAACAUGCACUGAAGCAUUAGGUAGAGCAGCAUAAAUACUGAUGCUUGACUUCAGAGGCAUGGUUGGCAACACAAAAUCAUUUCCCAGUACAGUUUUUACAUCUUGCUGUGUGGCAAAAGAGAUAUACUUAAGGUAAAUCAGUGUUGUAUAGGAAAAGUCACUUUAUGGCAAGGUUUGAAUAAUGAAAGUGAAUGCAGUGAUAAAUUAAUGAUAUAUAAUACAUAAGUAAUUUCUAGCAGUUGCUUGUGAUUUUUCAGGGUUUACAUUAAAAAGGGACUGACAUGAUAAAAUAAGCACUGUGCUACCAUGCACUGUUGGCUUCAAUCAAUGGUUAGGUUAUAUCACUCCUGUAAUUUUCAAAGGGAAUUCGGAGUUGGACCUUUUGCCUUCAAAUUGUCCCUUUCUUAAUUCCAUCAAAAAUUUAAAAAAAUACUUGCACAGAUUUAUCRCUGAGGUUUUCCACGUGGCAAAAUCUGUUUAUCGCAAACCCUAUAUGGGUAGAACAUAGCAGUUUGGGCUAAGAGUUUAACAGCUUAACUUUCAGUGACCUUUAAGACUCUUGUUUUAAAGUUGUUUACAAAUGUACUUUUAUUUUUCUGUUAAACUAUCUGGACUGUUGAGGAACUUUUUUCAUGUACUCUUCUGUCCAGUUAAAGCUCUUCCUCUAAUACUGGAGAUGAAACAUCUAGUUUUGGCUGGGCACUGCCUUCUCAGAAAAGGUAACAGGCUCUGCUUUUUGUUACAGUAUGUGUUCUGUAAGAUAUUGUGUAAUUGAAGUAUACUUCUGUAUACUAUGCAGUUCUUCCAAAAAAGCUUUUUUGGGCUUUUUGGUUUGUUAUAUUUUCUGAUGAGGAGUUGAAGAUUGUAAUUCAAAACUUGUACAUAAAAUGGUGAAUUAUUUCAUAUGA